Molecule: messenger RNA, 4101 nt
Organism: Closterium sp. NIES-65
Lineage: Eukaryota; Viridiplantae; Streptophyta; Zygnematophyceae; Desmidiales; Closteriaceae
Source: the annotation of a GenBank genome assembly
AUGGAGGCCAAGAAGGGCCUCAGUGUGUUACUGCAGGCGCGCAGCAAGGCUAUGAGGGCGUUAUCCGUCAAGGAGUAUUUGGACCACGACUCCUCCCUUGAGGUGAAAGCAUCGGCGUUUCUUGCCCUUGUGCACCGCGCUAUGCUAUCCGUGAAGGCCUGCCUCAACACAGUGCAUGUCUCUUCAUCGGAGGAGCAACAUGAGCAGUUGCUGGACGCGGCAACAGAUGCUGCAGAGGAGCUCAAGGCUACCGUGGCUCUGCUGAACCAUGCGUAUGAGACAGCAGCAUGCGUGGCGGUGCUGGCGGCGCUGAGGGGAGUCCCCUCCUUGCUCGUGGGAAUCCGCCUGGCAAGCGAGAGGGGCGUGCGUGCGGCAGGCAUUCACCCGUGCGCGUUCCUUCCCCUGCUCUCCCCCUGCUCCCCAUUUCCUUUCUCCCCCCACCCAUCGCCGAUCCCCCCCCCUCAGGAGGCAGCAGCAUGCGUGGCGCUGCUGGCGGCGCUGAGGGGCUUCCCCUCGUCGCUGGUGGCAGUGAGUCUGGCGAGCGAGAGGGGCGUGCGGCGCGCACGCUUGUGUCUGCGCUUGCGCCUGUGUAUGUGCCUGCGCAUGUGCCUGCGCAUGUGCCUGCGCAUGUGCCUGCGCAUGUGCCUGCGCAUGUGCCUGCGAAUGUGCCUGCGCAUGUGCCUGCGCAUGUGCCUGCGCAUGUGCCUGCGCAUGUGCCUGCGCAUGUGCCUGCGCAUGUGCCUGCGCAUGUGCCUGUGCAUGUGCCUGUGCAUGUGCCUGUGCAUGUGCCUGUGCAUGUGCCUGUGCAUGUGCCUGUUCAUCAUCGCCACGAGUCAUCAUCGCCACGAGUCAUCAUCGCCACGAGUCAUCAUCGCCACUAGUCAUCAUCGCCAUGAGUCAUCAUCGCCACGAGUCAUCAUCGCCACGAGUCAUCAGUGCCACGAGGCUGAGCACUUUCUGCCUCCUUCUCCUCUCCCUCCCUUUCAGGUGGACGCACAAACACUGUUGCCUUUGAUCACCCACACCGCCCUCCUCCGCCACUUCACGGAGCGCCACGAGUCAUCGCGUGCCUGCACCCACGCCGGCAGGCUCCACACGUUGCUGCCAGAGCCGCCCGGCCUGCCUCUGGAGCAGCAGCACAUGAGCCAGUGCGUGCAGGCCCUCGCCCAGGCCAUCCGCGUGUUCCUUGAUAGCACAGCCAUGCUGUUGUGCAAGCUGGAGAGCCAGUGUGAGAGCCAUGGCACACAGCAUGAGGCUGCUCGACUAAAACUAUGCUACCCCAUGCCACCACCCCAUGCCACCACCCCAUGCCACCAACCCAUGCCACCGCACACCGCCCUCCCAUGUGUCUACCAGAACACAGCCAUGCUGUUGUGCAAGCUGGAGAGUCAGUGUGAGAGCCAUGGCAUGAGGCUGCUGGAGCUCAAGCGGUGCAUUCAGCCCGUUUCGGACGGAGUGAGGGUGCUGACGCCCACCCCCGUAGUGGACGGGGUGAGGGUGCUGACGCCCAUUGUGAGAGGGGUGGAGGACGAAGGAUGGGGAUCCACAGAGGUUCUUGACAUGCUGCAUGCAGCGUCCACCCGACCAGAUGUGAGGGAGGCGGAGGGUCUCAUUCGUUUUGUGCUGCAAUCUGCAUGCGCCCCCUACCUUCACCUCCUCUCCUCGUGGAUGCAGGAGGGGCGACUGGACGACGACAUUCACAGCGAGUUCUUCAUUUCUUCAUGCACCACUGCUGCCACAGAUGCACUCACAUCUACUGCUACUGAUGUCAAAGCUCGCAGCAACACCAAUUCCCCAGCCACAACCACCAGUGGCAGCAGUGCUGGCUUGCGGUUGAGGGGGCAUGGUGGGGCGCAGGAGAGGGACGGCGAAGAGACUCGUGACGUGCUGGCCACAGGGCAGUUGGUGCAUGCGCUCAGGGAGCAUGGGUACUUGAAGCAGGUGGAUGGGUGGUGUGGGUGGGUGGAGUGGUGUGCUAGAAGGGAACAGUGUGUGCAUGGGGUGUGUGUGAGUCAUGAUGUGCUGGCCACAGGGCAGUUGGUGCAUGCGCUCAGGCAGCAUGGGUACCUGAAGCAGUUGAUCCCAUCAGAGGGGGAGGCACAACAGCCACAGAUGCAGCUGGGCAGUCUAGAGGAGAGCGUGGGUGCCCGCACACAGGCAGUGCAGCAAACGAUGAUAGACCUCACGUUGAACAAGGCGGACUACCUAUCGGACUUCAUGGCGCUGGCAGGCGAGGAGCUCUGCAAGCCGGCCAGGAGGGCGUCUCAGGCUCGCAUUGAUGUAUCCAAUGACCCCAACUGCGACCGCCUCUCUGCUCGCCUGGUCCCUGUCGAUCCACCCAGUCCCUCCACCUCAUCGCUUCACCAGCAGCCCCUACAACCUCUACAAUCACAGUCGCCGCCCUUACAGCGCGCACCAGACCCACCAGUCACAUCUGCAACAGUCACAUCCGCAACAGUCACAGCCACCACAGUCACAUCUGCAGCAGUCACGGGAGAGCAUGGACGGUGCAGAUCUGCAGAGCAGCCUCCAGGCGUACGAUCAAUACGAGGACCUACUAUAGACGAUGCAGAUGGUGACUUUGACGCUUCUCAUGCUGCUGCUGGCGGUGGUGGCAGUGGUGAUGACAGUGGUGGUGGCGGCAAUGGUGGUGGUGGUGGGGAUGGGGAUGACAGGCAACUCUACAGCAACCCUCUGUCGCUGCUGCCCCAGCUCACCCCUGUUCGGCCAGUCAGCCCUGCAGCUGCAGCGGCAGCGCAGGCAGCAAGGGGGGAACGGGCUGAGCGGAGGGGAGCUUCAGGGGAGAGCGGAUGGGAGGCUAUCUACAUCGACUACCAGGCGCCCUGGCCAGUAUCCGCAGUGGUGCCCCCAUCCGCACUGCAGGGUUACAACCGCCUCUUCCGCUUCCUGCUCGCUUCACUCCCAACGUAUUACCCACCUCUUUUUCCCGCCCCACUUACUCCAGGCGCCCUGGCCACAGGUGCCCUGGCCAGUAUCCGCAGUGGUGCCCCCAUCCGCACUGCAGGGUUACAACCGCCUCUUCCGCUUCCUGCUCGCUUCACUCCCAACGUGUUACCCACCUCUUUUUCCGCCCCACUUACUCCAGGCGCCCUGGCCAGCGCCAUGGCCAGUAUCCGCAGUGGUGCCCGCAACGGCCCUUCAAGGUUACAAUCGCCUCUUCCGCUUCCUGCUCGCCGCAAGGCGAACCCACCUGCACCUCGCCCUCGCAUGGUCUGCCCUGCAGGUAGGGCCAUGGAGCAGAUGAUGUUGGUGGUGAUAGCUGUCUGUCGACCCAUGGGGCAUACUGGUGUGCGCACCAAGGCGAACCCACCUGCAUUUGGCCCUCAAUCUCGCAUGCUGACGCGGGGAGUGAAGGUGGAAGGGACAAUGCUGCAGCGCGUGCACUGGCUGCGGCAUCGCAUGGCGUGUGCUGUCACUGCCAUCCUCGACCAUGUGGCACAUGCGGUGAUAAGCCCCAAUUUCGACCUCAUGACAACGAGAUUGACCAAGGCUACCUCCUUCCACCAGGCGACUUUUGAAGAAAACGAGUUACUUAAAAAACCACUCCUCACCCAUCAUCAUCUCUCCCACCUCCCUGCAGAAAUUAUUCGCCCUUCUCUCCAUCCCUCUUUGAGGUCAUGCAUCCCUGCAGAGAAAUUAUCUUCCCUCCUCUCCAUCGCUCUUCGCUUCGCCACCACUGUCAGCACCACCAUCCACACAGCCUCCUCUCUCCCCGGCCUUGACUCAUCAUCUUCAUCAUCAGCAGCAGCAGGAGGAGGAUGGGGAGGAGGAGGAAGGGGGGGUUAUGGGGCGGAGGGUAGAACCAGUGGAGGCGAGCUGGCUGAUUACGCGUACGGCGAUGCCACGUCAGAUGCCAAGGGACGGGCGGCCCGGGCGGCAUUCCGUCGGCAGUUAGCGGCGGAGGAGCUACAGCGUGGUUUAGAGCAAGAGGGAUUUGUUGAAGAGAUGAGGGCCACACACACUGCCUUCACAGCCUCUCUCCGUGCCGCCAUUGCUGCCAUUGCAUCUGCCCUCCGAGACCAUCCUCUGCUGCUCUCCCUGCACCUCGCCCUCACCGCUGUUGCCAAAGGCCUUCCUUAG